Molecule: messenger RNA, 4888 nt
Organism: Heterocephalus glaber (naked mole-rat)
Lineage: Eukaryota; Metazoa; Chordata; Mammalia; Rodentia; Bathyergidae
Source: RefSeq, a predicted model, not a curated record
GCAGCUAACGAGCGAAGGGCGCGGACAGCCUGAUUUCCCGAGUGUGGAGCCAUCCGCGAGGAAAUUCGUCCGGUGGCCAGGCGGGAGGACUCACCCUUUCUUUUCUUUGAGAGGUUAAAAUCUGCAGUCUUCUCUCCGCCCUUUAAAUGAGAGCCUGCCGGAGAGUGGCUCCUAGACAGAGUGGCCUGCGGACUUCGACGCUUGCAGAACUCCGAGUGGAGGGACAGCGGGUUAUGAAUUUUGAUGUUGGGAGGGUACAGCCCUUCUCUAGAGUGGGCUCGUAUCCGUAGCAAACUUGUCACUAUUAAUACGUAUAUUAAUAGUCGCUUUCAGACCCACAACAGGCAGUACAUUUUUGAACGCCUCACUUCGUGAGGAUUCUGACACCAGGGAAACUGCGCCUUGGGGCACAAUUAAGGAGUAUAAAGAAGACAAAGGAGGCUGUUAUUUAUGUUCUGUCCUGAUUGAACCCAGGACCUCAGGCAUUUGAGAAAAUGAUGCAUCCUGUUGCCAGCAGUAAUCCGGCAUUCUGUGGCCCUGGCAAGCCUUCGUGUCUGAAUGAAGACGCCAUGAGAGCCUCUGACCAGUUUGACCUAUAUUCCUCCCAGCAGAGCAAAUACAGCCACUCAGUCAGCCACAAACCAAUGGUUUGUCAGAGGCAAGACCCAUUAAAUGAAACACAUUUGCAGACGACAAGUGGCAGAAGCAUAGAGAUAAAAGAUGAACUAAAGAAAAAGAAAAAUCUCAACCGAUCUGGUAAGCGUGGCCGGCCCUCGGGAACCACCAAAUCAGCAGGAUACCGGACCAGCACAGGCAGACCCCUGGGAACUACCAAAGCGGCUGGAUUUAAGACAAGUCCAGGCAGACCCUUGGGUACAACUAAAGCUGCGGGAUACAAAGUCAGCCCAGGGAGACCUCCAGGUAGCAUUAAAGCUCUAUCCCGUCUUGCCGAUCUUGGUUAUGGCUGUGGCACUGCUGCUUUUCCUUACCCUAUGAUGCAUGGCAGAGCAGUUCAUGGGGUAGAGGAAACCAGCAGUGAAGUCAAGCCACCCAAUGAGUGAGUGAGGCAGGAAAAGAAGGCCAGGUUUAGAAGGAGAUUGUGAAUAAUCCCAAAGCUUCUUGGUUUGAUUUUGACAGACAUAAUUUUAUAGCCUGGGCUUUCCAAAUUUGUUUUUCUGUUUGAGUUUUCCCCCCUGCUUUUGCUCAGAAGCUGCCAUAUGCUUUCAGAUGCACUCAGGGCAUGAGCAGUGGCAUUGUAUUUGUAUAUAGGUUCAAGUGUAAUACCUAACUAAAUCAUUUUUGCUUUUCCUUAUGAUUGUAUCUUAUGUUUCAUUACUACUUUUGGGUCAUUCUUAAUAGAUGCUUUAUGUGCUAAACAAUUGAAACCAUUAUACAUAUUAGUUUGUGAGGUAAGCCUACAAUAUAAAGAUACUCUUGAAGGUAUUUUUAACUGAUGGAGCAAACUAGUGAUUCAGGAUUACUUGAGCUAAUGGCUGGGUGAGUUUUCACAUUUUCAUGAGAUAGGAAACGGCUGUUUGCCAUUUACAUAGAUGUCAGCUGUUAAAAACUUACUUUUAAUGUUCUGAGUAUAAGCAGCUUCUUAUUUAUUGAUCUACAUGGCAUUAAUUGAUUUAACCAUUAUUCUUAAAAGAAUUCUUCAGGGUUUGCCUUUCAGCAGUAAUAGAUUAUGUAUUUUUAAGUUACUAUGAACAUAUAUACCAAACACUACAAACAGUUGAUAAUUUACAAAAAAUAAACUGUCUUAUAAAAACUGCACAUUACAUUUUUAGUGAAAUACAAUGCAUUCUGAGAAUAGCAUAUUUAAUAUAAUAGAAAAACAUUCUUAAGGUUUGCAUGUAGCUACAGUCGAUAAUUUUUGCCUAUCAUAUACUUACUGAGUUUUAAAGUAUUAUGUUAAAAACAUUUAUUAGUGUUGCUCAUUUAUUUGGAAUGUUUUUUAAUUUUUCUGAGAAAUUGUCCCAUUGCAUUAACACUUAAUUUUAGGUUUAUAUCUACCAAAGGACACAAAUGGAGUGGUAGACUGUAAAACUGGUGUAAACAGAAUGCAAUUUCCUAACUCUCGGAACCCAAAUACUAAUGUAGGAAUCCAUCUAUGCAUGAAACAUGUAAAAAGUUUUUGGUUAGUCUGAUUAAAAAACUAAUUGUGGCUCUAGGGGACCGCUUCAUCCAAAACAAAAUUUCCCCCCAAUAAUACUUACUUUAAAUAGAAAAGAGAAAAAAGAAUAUUGGGCAGAUACGUAUAUUAGGGACAGAGAAAUCUUCUCUUUCUUUCUGAAAGUAAUAUUUCUUGUUAAUGUUUUAUUCUGAGUUCUAAAAAGUACUAUAAACUUCAGAUUUGAAAAAUUUCACUGAACUUUAAAGUUACAGUGUUUGUACAUGUGAUAUUAAAUGUCUUUGAGAUUAAAAUGUAAUUUUUCAGGACCCAAAACUUUUAAAAUAAUGAAAAUUUUAAAAGGGCGCACAUAUUGUGUUGGUUGGGCUUGCUCUCAGUUAAUGCAAACUCUGCAAAUGGAUGUCAUGUUUCAUACCUUUUUUAUCAGGAAAAAAGCAGCAAGCCUUCAGGUGUUCCAGUGAUGCCUGACACAAUGAGCUGGACUUUAUGCUGCUCUUUACAGUAAGAGGUGUUGCAUUAUAUGUGGGGACUGUGUGUGCACUGGCAUCUAAGACAGUGACCUCAACAAUAUUAGCUUUGCACAAACCAUAGUGAACAAUGUUGGAUAACUACAUAAUCAGUUGUAACAUUCUGGCAGCUAAAAUGCUACAAGAGUUUCUUCUUGCAGAAGCUUAGACUAUAAAAAACUUAAUAAUUUCUCAGAACAGUGUAACUUCUGACACACACAAAUGCUUGCAUCUUUAUUCAUGUGUUCAUCUCUCCACUUCUUCUGUAUCUGUCAUUUAGCUGUUUCUCAAGAUGAUGUUCAGCAGUUGGCUGCUUAGGAAUCCUUUCUAGUUCUUAAAGACAGUUGUUUAAUUAAUUGUUCUGCCAUAGAAUAACACACCAUUGUCAAGAAUUUGGUUGCAUGUUUUACAGUGAGUUCAUUUGGCAUUGCCCUCUCGUUCAUGAUUUUGUUAAAUAUACCGUACUUCCUAUUUCUCCCCUGCCCUUCCCUACAUUCAUUCUCUUUCCCUGUCCCCCCACCCUCCAGCACAUCUACUCAGUGGUGCUGUGCUGUGUGUCAGAAGAUAAAGCAGGUGUAUUAUUGUAUAAUAAAUUUUGUAUACAUGUUUAUGAAAUGGUGAACUAAAGGAGAUAUGUUCAUCAGAGUGUUUAUUAUCAGGUGGAAAAGGGGGGAAAAUGGCUACAGUUGUGAUGGGUGACAUCGUUUAGAAAGCUGAAUUUACUGUUCAUAUGAGCAGUUACCUGGAAUAUUAGAUUUAUACACUGGUGAACAUCUCCUAAUUCCACUUAACUUUUCUCCAUGUGAACAGUUUACUGGUGCCAUGCUGAAGAGAAAGACAUAUAAGUGAUAAUAUGAAUGAAGUCUUAAAAUGCAAAAUAUUUUUACUUCUAUAUAAUCUGAAGACUAUAUUGUGCAUCUUUUGUAACACUGUCUCUUGUCAUGAUAAACACUGAAAUAGCAUGUUGAACAGUUGCUUAUAUACUUUACUCAGUUGGGGAAAACUGGCCUUUUCCUUGCACUGUAUAAUUGUUCCUUAAAAGGUAAAUCGCUAAUUUUAUACUGUGUAAUUCUGUUCUUCACAAAAUAGGUUUCACUAUUCUAUAUAAAAACUGUUGGGUCAGAAAAUGAUCUGCUAUUCAAGUAAGUUUGGUUUCCUUUUUUUUAAAAGUAUUUUAACAUGCCUUAUUUAUUGUUACCAUAUUAACAAAUAGGGUAAUACAGGUGAAAUCUUCAUUUUUUGACAGAUACAACCUUGCAUAACUAAUCUUUAGUAGGGGAUACUUUUGAUACUAUCUUUGGAGUUUUGCACUGGGUAUUAAAAAUAUACUGGCACAGUGUAUUGCAAGAAAAUAAGUAGAACCUGUAUUAAUUUUUAAUAUUUGAGGACAUUUUUUAAAUCAGUGUUUCAAUUAGACUGAAAAUUCUAUUUUUUAUUUACUUUUUGAAGAAACCUCUGUCAAAGUAUUAUUCAUUCCAAACCAGUGUUUGUGUGAAUUUACAUAUAUACUUUUAUGAAAUAAUAAUAGUGUUCCUUUGACUUAAGGAGAAAAAAAAUCUGGAUCCAUUUUUUAAGUUAAGGGUGAUACAUCCAAUGUAAGAAUAACUACUGUGUAUGAGCUAAAAUAAAUAAAUGAUCUUCUUUAUAUUCUCAGAUGCUUUAAAAAAACAGUUCAGGGGAUAUUAAAACUGUUACUCUGUCAGUCAUUGUCUAUAUGCAGUUAACUUUUAUGAUCCUUUUAUAGUAAAAUACAAGAAUUCACAACAGUUGUUGAAAACAUUUUUUCCCCCUUGGACAUAAAAAUUUUGAUGCCAUUAUGUUUUUGUUUUAUUAUAGCAUAUCUAUUUGCUCUUAAACUCUAGGAUGUAUCUAAAUCUUUUCUUUGUGUUUCCUCCAUCCUCCUAAGUAGCCACAUCUGUGCUCUCACAUAUAAUGUAUUUAAUUUUCGGAAAAUUAAAUACUAUAGUAAAUCAAGUGUGUUAUUUAAAGGAAUCAGAUCUUUGAUUCUUUGGGUUUUCAGUUUCUUUUUCCACAUACAAUUAUGGAGAAAAUAAUUACCAAUUACUGAUGAUAAGCACGCUGUCCUCUGCUGUAAAAAGUCUGAAUAGAUACUGUGUAUGUUUCUAUGUCCAUGAACUUGAGCUACUCAUGUGCAAUUAUGUAUGGGAAUGGAGUAGUGUUCAUGAUUUGUAUUUACAUCAUCAUAUGGAUGUAUAUUUAUUAAUAAAGUCAUUACUUUAAAACCAUA